Messenger RNA from Syngnathus typhle (broad-nosed pipefish), 4544 nucleotides. It is a transcript of the gene llgl1, whose product is annotated as LLGL scribble cell polarity complex component 1. Bases 206 to 3403 code for a protein of 1065 amino acids. NCBI's taxonomy places the organism in Eukaryota, Metazoa, Chordata, Actinopteri, Syngnathiformes, Syngnathidae. The transcript is spliced from 24 exons. Gene Ontology annotation, molecular function: myosin II binding; GTPase activator activity. The record is from RefSeq and is a predicted model, not a curated record. Gene Ontology annotation, biological process: regulation of protein secretion; regulation of Notch signaling pathway; establishment of spindle orientation. Gene Ontology annotation, cellular component: cortical actin cytoskeleton; plasma membrane; cytoplasm.
UCCCCGAAACUAGUCGAGCCAGAAGGACAGAAACAGAAAAGAACCGCACCCGCAGUUGCGUCGCAGCCUCGUAAGCCUCACGCUCACUCUGCAUGGGCUAGCCGGCAAGCUAGUAAGCUAGUUUAGCUUCGUCCGACAACGCCGCCCGGGUGAUACCAGCCCCCAGUGUGCACUCAUCACUUGUGCCCUCCAGCCUGGCUUCAAAAUGAUGAAGUUUAGAUUUCGUCGGCAAGGUACCGACCCGCAGAGGGAGAAGAUAAAACAGGAGCUGUUCGCCUUCAGCAAGACGGUGGAGCAUGGAUUCCCACAUCAGCCCAGCGCGUUGGCCUACGACCCCGAGUUGCAACUCAUGGCGAUCGGCACAAAGGCGGGAGCCGUCAAAGUUUAUGGAGCUCCUGGCGUGGAGUUCACCGGACUCCACGACGACACAACUGCUGUCAUACAAAUUCACUUCCUGCCAGGACAGGGCCGGCUGGUGUCACUUUUGGAUGAUAAUACCAUUCACUUGUGGGAGCUGACUCCCACACCUCCCAGGCAGGUGGGAGGGGUUAAGAGAGACGGUGUGGUCAUUCUUCAGGAAGUGGACAACUACAGUCUUCCAGGAAGACCAGGCAUUGAGAGCUGCAGUACCACACGAGUGACUGUACUCCUCCUGCUGAGGUCAUGUGACCUCCUUUGUGUUGGAACAGAAGGAGGUGGUGUGUACUUCUUGGAUUUGCCCAGUCUGUCACUUAAAGAUGGCCAAACAUUGUUACAGGAUCAAGUCACACAGAGCCUGCCAGAAGACUACAGAUGUGGGAAAUCAUUAGGGCCUGUGGAAUCUCUUCAGGAGCAUCCUCGGCAAGCGGGGAAAAUUCUAAUUGGCUACAGCCGAGGUCUGGUGGUCCUGUGGGAUGUGAGCAGCCGUCAAAUCGAAAAGCUCUUCCUUGGCAAGCAGCAGCUGGAGAGCCUGGUGUGGGAAUGUUCAGGAAACUUAUUCGUCAGUUCCCAUAGCGAUGGUGGCUACUCCGUUUGGGCCGUUGUCAACGACGACUGCAACAAUCCGCAGCCGGUGUCCUCGACCAUCCCAUAUGGCCCUUUUCCCUGCAAAGCUAUUAACAAAAUCCUGUGGAGAACAACAGCGACUGGGUCACCAGUUUUAUUGUACAGCGGAGGAAUGCCCAGAGCCAGCUAUGGCGACCGCCACUGUCUGACCAUUCAGCAGGACACAGACCACGUCACCCUGGACUUCACCUCCCGGGUCAUUGACUUCUUUACGGUCCACAAUGUUGAGCAAGAGAAAGAAUUUGAUGACCCCUCUGCGCUGGUGGUCUUACUUGAAGAGGAGCUGGUUGUGAUUGACCUCCAGACUUCCGGCUGGCCUUCUAUGCCCACUCCUUACCUGGCGCCUCUGCACUCAUCGGCCAUCACGUGCUCCUGUCAUAUAACCAGCGUCCCUCCCAAGCUGUGGGAAAGGCUGAUCAAUGCUGGCAGAGCGCAGCAGGGCCACGAACACGCGCCCGGGCGCUGGCCCAUAUGUGGAGGGAAAAACUUGGCUCCUCCCCCCAAACAACAAGAACUGCUUUUGACAGGACAUGAGGACGGCACCGUGCGUUUCUGGGACGCGUCCGGGAUCGCCCUCACGCCGCUCUACAAACUGAGCACGGCCAACGUCUUCCACACAGACUGCGACUCCUGCGACGUGCCUCAGGACCCGGGCGACGACCCCGACCUGCAGCUGGAGGAGGAAUGGCCUCCCUUCCGGAAGGUGGGCUGCUUUGACCCAUAUAGCGACGACCCCCGUCUGGGCAUCCAGAAGAUCAGCCUAUGCAAGUACAGCAACAAGUUGUUGGUGGCAGGCACCGCCGGGCAGGUGAUUGUGCUGGCACUGAGCGACGAGCGCUCGGACCACACGGUGGACGUGGCCGUGGUGGAUCUGCUGCAGGACCGCGAGGGCUUCACGUGGAAGGGCCACGACCGACUGGAUCCGCGCCUCCGACCCGCUCCUUUCCCUCCGGGCUUUCAGCCUCAGGUGCUGGUGCAGUGCAUGCCUCCAGCUUCAGUCACGGCGGUGGCGCUGCACGCCGAAUGGAACCUCAUCUCUUUCGGAACCAGUCAUGGCUUUGGCCUCUUUGACUACCAGAGGAGAAGUGCCGUCUUGGCCAGGUGUACCUUACACCCUAACGACUCCCUGGCUAUGGAGGGUCCUCUCUCGAGGGUCAAGUCCUUGAAGAAGUCCUUACGGCAGAGUUUCAGGCGAAUCCGCAAGAGUCGGGUGUCUGGGAAGAAACGCACCAUCAGCACGCCCACCAGCAAGGUCCAAGAGGCCAACGCCGCCCUUGCCGAGCAUGAAGAAAUGGCUCCCAUCCAGCGAAGGAUCGAACCUCGAUCAGCCGACGACUCGCUGUCUGGAGUUGUUCGAUGUCUGUGCUUUGCCGACACUUACCUGCGUGACGGCACGCACCACGGACCCACACUGUGGGCGGGCACCAACUCGGGCAGCGUGUACGCUUACGCCCUGGUCGUACCCGGCGUGGGCUCGGGCCGCGGUUCCGAGCGAGGCGUCGCCGGCGAGAGCGGCGGCGUUUGUGUGGAAGCCGUGUUGGGCAAAGAGAUCCAGCUGAUGCACAGAGCUCCCGUGGUGUCCAUCAGCGUGCUGGAUGGGCGCGCCAAACCUCUACCGGAGCCUUACGAAGCCUCGCAGGAUCUCUCCAUUGCUCCCGAUAUGUCCAAUCCUCAUUCCGUGCUCAUCGCCUCAGAAGAACAACUAAAGGUGUUCUCUCUGCCUAAAGUGAGCGCCAAGACGAAAUUUAAGCUCACCGCUCACGAGGGCUGCCGGGUGAGGAAGGUCGCCCUGGUGGUCUUCAGCUCCACGGCUCAGGAAGACUACAGCGAGCAUACACUCGUCUGUCUGACCAAUAUGGGCGACAUGCACCUCUUCAGCAUACCUGGCCUCAGACCGCAGGUGCGCUACGAUUGCAUCCGCAAAGAGGACAUCAGUGGCAUUGCAUCAUGUGUCUUUACCAGAAAUGGACAAGGAUUCUACCUGAUCUCCCCCUCAGAAUACGAGAGGUUCUCCUUGUCUGCAAAAGCCUUCACCGAACCACUCUGUUCUGUUGCACUGGAGCGACUUUCGCUGACCAGCGAUGUCACGACGAUGCUGCCACAGACCAACGGAACGCUCAAGAACCAGAUAGGGCAGGCUGAAGGACAAACGGAGGGGCUCCCCAGCUCUCUGUCCUCCCCCCUCUCGGACACGCCCCUGAGCUCCCCUCUCAGCUGUGCUGACGUCACGUUGGAAUCCACCGGGGAACUCACCGUGGAAGACGUCAGAGACUUCCUAACCACGGUGGACGAGGAAGAGAACAACCUGAAGAACAUUCAAGAGGAGGAAGAUCGCCCUCCUGGCAUUCUCAUCAAUUGAGCAGGGAGGGACUCAAGUGGUCUCUGGAUGGACUUGAUUUCAGUGCUGGACCACAAACAUCUCAUCACCACAUCUCGAGUUCACUGUGAAGUUCCCCCUUGCCCGGUAGUUUGAAUUGCUUUGAACCUGAAGACUUAGUGGCAGGACCAAAUCUUUACCCCAUCCCCACCCCGCACACACUCUCACUCACACACACACUUGGAUCCACUGUCCAGUUAACAUACGACCAUUAAUUACUUACUGUUAGGUUUCAUUCCAGAGAGGUCGACGUGACGUGCGUUUCGAUUUUCUUUGGUGGAGGCAACGGGUUGUUCUUGCACCCCACCUACACUCAAUAUGGUACAGGCGGGAAGAAAGCCUUAUAUGGAAGUUUGUGCAGCUGGUUUAAGAAGGUUUUUAUGGAUUUUUGAUGGCUUUUGGCAAAGUAGAAAUUUGGCGGUGGUUGUGAGAUGUUUGGACACCAUUUAAACCUAUUGACACUUGAACAAUGUGUUCAUACUGCCACUGUACACUGACACGGUUCUGACCAUUGCUGUGGCCGAAAAGUCUUUUUGUUUCAUCUUUUUAGCUUUUCUUGUGGGAUGUGUGGCAAGUAAGGACUAGCGGGCUUGAACGCAGACGUGUGUGUUAGUUGUACGAGUCUGAAGAAUGCACCCAUUUGGCUUGCAUUGUGGGUAAUGUAUGCUGGCAGCAGAGCUUGAAUCACCAGUACUUUUUUUUUUUUUUUUUUUUUUUCCUCGAACUUUUACUGUGUAAAAACAAAUCUAUGUAUACAUACUGUCUUUAUGUAGGGUAACAUAUGACAUGAGUCACGUGUUUGAGCCUAAACAAAACAAAACAGAAAAAAAGCUUCCAGCAUCUUUGAAUCACAAUACUGACGAGCCUAAAAAGGGACCUCACUACUAACUUAUCUAGCUCAAGUAGUCAUCCUGUCACUUCUACGCUUUUAAUUGUCGUUUUAGUUUUGAUUUGUGUUUUUGACUUGCGCAAAUCAUUAAUCUUUCCAUGCUACAGCUGACUGUUUUUGAUUCCACUAUUUUUUUUCUGUUCAUUUUGUUUUGUGAUUGGUAUUUUAUUAGUAUUUAGCAUUAGCAUUUCAGCUGAUGAAUUGUGAAUGUUAAUAAAAUGAUGUACUCUCUAA